Molecule: messenger RNA, 2825 nt
Organism: Fusarium verticillioides 7600
Lineage: Eukaryota; Fungi; Ascomycota; Sordariomycetes; Hypocreales; Nectriaceae
Exons: 2
Coding region: 1381-1734 (117 amino acids)
Source: RefSeq, a predicted model, not a curated record
GGCCAUGCCAAAACGAGCCAUGAGUAUGUUAUUGUCCGUCUGUCUCUUCUCUCUUUCCUAUCGUCUGAGGCUCUGACUCACAAUAAAAAAGCCCUUUGGCCAUGAGCUUUCAUCCAUUGGCAUGCUGCCUGUGACCGACCUAGCGACUUAUACCCGGACGUUUUCGGCAGAUAUUAUUAGUUGACAUGCACGCCCUUCGACGUUGUGCACGAGUCUCUCCAGUGUUCUCCCCCUUUCCCGGCCUUGUCUUGUUAGACAGUGGCGAUUCCUCCUGAACGGACGGCAUUAUGCUCCCCCGAUUAUGACAAAAGCCGUCUACUUGCUGUAAUGGCUGACCGUGCUGUCUGUCUCAACUACAAUGCAGAAUUGACUCGAGGCCAUGACCUUGGUUAUGCUUCAACUGACAAGCCUCAUGACCUCAUAGUUAACUUUCUCUGACUCUGCUGCAGCCAUUGCCUUAUCCCCGAGCCACAACCACGCGGUCCUGUCGAAAUUCUCCCCGCCCCCGGAUUUAGACCAAGAUUCGGAGUUUGCCACACGGCGCACUCAUAUCACUCUCGGCCAAUCAAUGGCGAUUAUUCGUCCCAAUGGGUCAAGUCCAGUUAUCAAUCGCUGAAAUUUCCAACAUAUUUUUGUAUCUCAACGGCGGCCAGAAACAGGUCUCUGGAUGCGAAAAUACUUAAGAAACAAUUGCACGAUUGUUCGGAGCUCAGGUCGGACGUAAGCCUCUGCGGCGUAGCGCGGUGCGCUCGAUCUGAUAUGCAUGGAUGUUUUGGAAUCAUCCAGGACCCUUGUUCUAUUUGCAUGAACUUGCACGUGAUUACUCUCUCAAUUCUACUCCCAUCUUGAUACAUCCGUAACGUCUUGGCUUAACCUAUAGUUCAACGUAGUGAAAUGUUCAACCAUGUUCUUUGGGCUUUUGGUAGUUCUUCAGUCCUACAAUUCCCCCUAGAAGGUCGAUAUAUCUUUCGAGAAUUGGACAUCAGCUAAUAUGUCCCUCUUUUCAAACGCGAUACCAAUGGAGGGCUUUUGCCACCUCCCAAUCUGAAAUAUAUGCUUGUUCUCCAGAGCAUGUCGUAUAUGUCAGAGGUCGUAUUUCUUCAUCGUGGUCAAAGCGAUGCAAUACCCUUACGACGCGGUAAAACUGAAAGUAGUUUACCUAACUCCCAGGGCGUCUUGGUGCUUAUAUCAGCGUUAUCAGUGUUAUGGCCAGCACUUGAGCCGGCUCUCGUUGGAGAUAUUGAGAUUGCGGCUGGUGGGCGUCGCCCAAGUACUGAAAGGGACUUUGCCUGAUGGCCGCCGUUUGGGAGGGUUUGAUACGAAACGAUUUAAAAUAAUGGUCACUUGUUGAUACGGAUUGAUUCCGUUUGGCGGUAUGUCAUGUGUAUUGUAAGUGCAGUUAUGACCAACAACUCUGGUAUUGGUCGACCUGAGAAUCAAUCCCACAGGCAGUUUAGUUCAUCACUCAGUUGCCAUCCUCCCAUCUGCCAUCUCCUCGGCUCAGUUGGAGUUGACCCCAUCCUCGAACAUAUCGCGCAUGCGUUGACAGGCAUGCACCGCCUUGAGAGCGGAAGUGGCCCAAGCGAUGAUAUGCUGCUGGGCAGCCUCCAUAGUGCGGUUGCCGACCCAAGGGCAGUACUCCGUUUCGCCCUCUUUGGGAGAACGCCACAUCAGGUUUAUUCGGCGUUUGGCUUGUCAAGGAUGCUUGUUGUGUGCCUCGCCCAUGGAAACUGAUGAUCUACUAGCCUAGAGCUCACGGCUCAUAGUCACUGUCAUCUAGGCUGGAAUCAAUGUUCAUAACCUCAAUGACCGACAAGCAGACAGACUCGUCGUCACUGCCAUCGUCACUGCCAUCGUCGCCGGAGCCCAUGUCCAUGUCCAACGAGCGGACUCCAGGGCUCCCGUCAUUGACAAAUUCAGCAUCCUCUCCACUCUCUUCUGAGCCAGCAUUGACGUCCUGGUCGUAGUUGAUGAGGUCUUGUGGAAACAAGUGACUGUAUAGGUGGAGGAUGUCAGGGUAAUAAGCCUCGGCCUGAGCGCUCAUGAUUGCAAGAUACGGCUGUUGGGUGUAGUCGCCCCAGAGCACAGCAUUGUGGAGAACAGUCGACGAGAACCUCUUCCAGCGGUGUCCAAGGUCUUCGAGUCCUUCAACAGGGUGCCAAAGGUCCAGAAUCGCCGUCAUCAUCCUCGUCGACACUGUCACUAUCACUGUCUCCGUCGUUUUUCUGGAGAGACUCGGUCUCACUUGUCUCGCUGGCCUCAAUCUCAGACGGGGCGUCAUCCAUCGCGACGUUGUUGAUAUCAUUGAGCCAAAAGCCAGGCUCAUGGGGAAGCUUGUCUUUAUCGCAGACUUUGAAGGUCACACCAAGGUACUUGGUCGAGUUGCAGCGGAAAGCUGGACUGUAGACAACCUGAUACGGAUUCUCAGAUUGCGCGCAGAGCAUCAUCUCGAGGUGACUCAGAAUCACUUAAUCAGGUUCGAGGUAAGGUUGUUUAUUCUUGAUUCAGCUCUUGCAGAGACUUUUGAAGUCGGGCAUUUUAGAGAGACUUUUGACAUCGGCGACCUCGAGUGUAAGGAGCUUCUUGAGGAUGGCCUCCUCGUCGUUGCCAGGGGAUCCAUCCUGUAGCUUGUACACCUCGGCCUUCAGGAGUUUGUACUUCAUUCCGAACUUGUUCUCUCUGUGAGUGACGGAUUCAAGAGGAGAUGGAGAUGGUAAUACUUACUGUUUGUUCACUGAGAGGUUGGUGCUGUUGGGUGUGUGCGUUGGGUGUUAGUAAUAGAAACUACUGCGAUAAUAAUGUUCAAUAAUGUUGCGAAUGUGGAA